Serinus canaria (Common canary) is the source of this 2229-nucleotide messenger RNA. RefSeq names its product DEAD-box helicase 59 (gene DDX59). Gene Ontology annotation, molecular function: ATP binding; nucleic acid binding; RNA helicase activity. The transcript has 8 exons. Bases 315 to 2183 code for a protein of 622 amino acids. The record is from RefSeq and is a predicted model, not a curated record. NCBI's taxonomy places the organism in Eukaryota, Metazoa, Chordata, Aves, Passeriformes, Fringillidae.
GCGGCCCUGUGCGGCCGCCGCCAUUUUGUGCGGGAGGCGGCGCGCGGCCCGGCGGCAGCGGUUCGUCAGCCGGGGGGGCCGAGGCCGCACUCCGCCUGCGGCAGCGGGCACGGCUGUCGGGCAGAAAAGGCCUCGCGGCGCUUUGUUCUCCCGUGGGGUGGGUGGCUGUUGCCGGAGAACAGGGCUGGGAGAGGCUGUCGUGCUGCCCGGCGUCCCCGCGGGCCCGUCCCGAGCAGCGUCCGCCAGCCCUGCACUCUGCGUGAGCGCUCCCCUCUCCCGGGAGGCUGCUGAGCGUGCAGAGAGUGUACUGAAGCAUGUUUUUACCACGAUCUGUUAAAGUCAAGAGGACUGCUGAUGAGGACAAAAGUUGUACAGCUAAGAAAAGUAAACUGUCUUCUGGAGGAUCUUCUCUAGAGGUGACCACAGAGUUCCAGGACUGUAAGUCACUUGGAACAGAAACUUCUGCUUCAACAGACAAUCCAAGUGAACUUCUACAGCAACACACAGAACCUGCAGCUGCAGACCUUGGUGUUGCUAAUACACCAUUGGCCGAGGACAGCCAAAAUACUGAGGAUGAUGGCUCUCUGGAAGAACCCGUAAAAUCCUUCAGCAAAUCCCAGCGCUGGGCAGAGCCUGGAGAACCUGUGUGUGUUGUGUGUGGCCGCUACGGGGAGUACAUCUGCGAUCAAACAGAUGAAGAUGUUUGUAGUUUGGAAUGUAAAGCCAAACACCUUCUACAAAGUCAAGCAAAGGAAAAGCAGCUAACUUCUGAUCAAGCCACAGAUUCUCAAGCAGAAGCUCACCUGCAUAAUACACCAUAUUUCUACAAAGAUCAUUCCUUUAUUUUAGGUUUGCAAGAGGAGCAGGUUGAGAACCUUAAACUUCAGCUGGGUAUUGCUGUCCAGGGCCAGCAAAUUCCAAGACCUAUUGUAGAGUUUGAACACUGUGGUUUUCCUGAAACUUUAAACAAUAAUUUAAAGAAUUCUGGCUAUGAAGUCCCAACUCCCAUCCAAAUGCAAAUGAUCCCUGUUGGACUAUUAGGGAGGGAUAUUCUGGCUAGUGCUGACACGGGCUCUGGAAAAACAGCAGCUUUCCUGCUUCCUGUUAUUAUGAAGGUUUUGAAAGAGACAGAAACUCCAUCUGCCCUUAUUUUGGCACCAACGAGGGAGUUGGCAAUCCAAAUAGAGAGCCAGGCGAAGGAGCUGAUGGCCGGGUUACCCAACAUGAGGACGGUUCUGCUGGUGGGAGGUUUGCCCCUGCCCCCGCAGCUGCACCGCCUCAGGCAGAGUGUGAAGGUGAUAAUAGCAACACCUGGAAGACUUCUUGAGAUUUUAAAGCAAAGUUCUGUUCAACUGCAUGGCAUAAAAAUUGUAGUGGUGGAUGAAGUGGAUACCAUGCUAAAAAUGGGUUUCCAGCAGCAAGUGUUGGAUAUUUUGGAAGACAUCUCUCAUGAUCAUCAAACCAUACUGGUGUCAGCCACGAUUCCAGUGGGCAUUGAGCACUUGGCAAAUCAGCUUCUGCACAAUUUUGUCAGAAUAACAGUUGGAGAGAAGAAUCUGCCAUGUUCCAGUGUUCGCCAAAUUAUCUUGUGGGUAGAAGAACCAUCUAAAAAAAAAAAGCUGUUUGAAAUACUAAAUGAUAACAAGCUCUUCAAGCCUCCAGUGUUGGUGUUCGUGGACUGUAAACUAGGAGCAGAUCUCUUGAGUGAUGCUGUUCAUAAGAUUACAGGAUUGCAGUGCACAGCUAUGCAUUCUGAAAAGUCUCAAGUGGAAAGAACAGACAUAUUACAGGGAUUACUUCAAGAGAAGUAUGAAGUUAUAGUAAGUACUGGAGUCCUUGGACGAGGGCUUGACCUUGUCAAUGUCAAACUGGUGGUGAAUUUUGAUAUGCCUUCAAGUAUGGAUGAAUAUGUACAUCAGGUUGGAAGAGCAGGGAGAUUGGGUCACAAUGGAACUGCAAUUACUUUUAUCAAUAACAACAGCAAGAAGCUCUUUUGGGAUGUUGUGAAGAGAGUGAAACCCACAGGCACCAUUCUUCCCCCACAACUGCUUAAUUCCCCAUAUCUGCAUGACCAGAAGAGAAGGGAACAACAGAGACUUAAACAGUUACAUAAUAACCUUGUAACAGGAGAUAAUAUUAUGGACAUUAUUAAAAAACACAACAAAAAUAAUUCUCAGCGGUAAUAAAUGCAUAUUUAUGUAAUUACAAUAAAAGUAUGAUUAAAAUACA